Messenger RNA from Gambusia affinis (western mosquitofish), 3390 nucleotides. It is a transcript of the gene casp7, whose product is annotated as caspase 7, apoptosis-related cysteine peptidase. Gene Ontology annotation, cellular component: cytoplasm. The transcript has 7 exons. Lineage: Eukaryota; Metazoa; Chordata; Actinopteri; Cyprinodontiformes; Poeciliidae. Gene Ontology annotation, biological process: proteolysis; apoptotic process. The coding region runs from base 161 to 1123 and encodes 320 amino acids. The record is from RefSeq and is a predicted model, not a curated record.
GAUGCUGACGUAACCACGCAAAAGCAAGACCUACUUUCACUUUCUUAAGUUGGAGGAACAGAAAGUUCGUCGAAACUUUUGAGGAAAGGGAAAGUUGACCCACAAGCUACUUUUUUGCUCCAAAUACGCUGUUACAGACCAGCCCACGGAUUACUUGAGCAUGUCUGGAGAACCAGCAGAGCUUAGUGAACUUGGAGGCGAUCCUAGCACAGAUGAGGUGAAAUUAAAACCUGACGCAGAGAGGAUGGAGGACCACGUCGACGCCAAGCCUGACCGCAGUGCGAGAUUUCGUCUGUUCGGCAAAAAAAAUAAGGAUGGCCAGACGCGGGAGCAGGACUACUCUUCUGAAAGCCAUUCCAGAAUUGUUUUCCCAACAUUCCAGUAUAAGAUGAGCUACCGCAGAGUGGGGAAGUGCAUCAUCAUCAACAACAAAAACUUUGAUGAAAACACAGGGAUGAAUGUUCGCAAUGGGACGGACCGGGACGCAGGUGAGCUGUUUAAGUGCUUCAGGAGCCUGGGCUUUGAAGUCGUUGUUUAUAACGACCAGACAUGUGAGAAGAUGGAGCAUCUUCUCAAACAAGCCUCAGAGGAAGACCACAGCGACAGCUCGUGUUUCGCUUGUAUUUUGCUGAGUCAUGGUGAGGAAGGCAUGAUCUACGGCACAGACGCAGCUAUGCCCAUCAAGACCAUCACUUCGCUGUUCAGGGGGGACAGGUGCGAAAGCUUAGUCGGAAAGCCAAAACUCUUCUUCAUCCAGGCUUGUCGAGGUUCUGAAUUUGAUGAAGGUGUCCAGACAGAUUCAGGUCCACCAAACGACACCAUGGAGACCGAUGCUAAUCCAAGACAUAAAAUCCCUGUUGAGGCAGAUUUUCUGUUUGCAUACUCCACUGUGCCAGGAUAUUACUCAUGGCGGAACCCGGGCCGUGGAUCCUGGUUUGUCCAGGCACUCUGUAACGUCCUGAGCGAGUUCGGCAAGCAGCUGGAGAUAAUGCAGAUCCUAACGCGGGUCAACUACAUGGUGGCCACCAGUUUCGAGUCCUGGUCGGAGGACCCACGUUUCAGUGAGAAGAAACAGAUUCCCUGUGUGGUCUCCAUGCUGACCAAAGAACUGUACUUCAACUGAUAUCCUGCCUGUACUGUAAGACAGAGACUCACAGACUGACCAGACUGACUCGACCGGCUGUUUCAGGCAAUGAGGAAGCAGUCGAAGCAUUCAGGGAUGAUUCAGGCCCGACAGGACCCAACGCAUUUAGAGCAUGCCACUUUGUCUACGUGUGAAGUUGGGCCUGACAACAAGCACUCUGUGAAAUCAAAAAUAACACUCUGAGUUCAUGUGUUUACAGUAAAACCUCCUCUUCAGGCUCCCCUCUUGAAAUACUAGUCACAUUUAAGCCGAUUGUUGUCGACAGACAUUGUGAAUUAUAUAUGUAUGAUCUACCGACCCAUAAAAUUAGCUGCCAGUUUUUAUGGGACGGUGGAAUCAUAUCUGAAUAUGUGUUUCUCCAUUUUACAAAACUUAUUUGUCUAGACAAAUCAAAAUUUUUUUUAGCUAAUUAGCCCACCUAAAGAAUUACAAAAACAACUACUACUCUUGUGGAUCUGUUUGUAGCUAACAUUAGCAUUAGCAUGCAGUCACAAAAAGACUUUCAAACUGUUAAAAACAGACAUUUAAAUACACUUCACUAAAACAUGCAAAGCAUUAGUGUUUCAUGCUUAUAGUUUAAACCUUUUAUGACUAAUUAAAGCAUUAAUUAAUCAUAAGCAUUAAUUGGCAUUAAUGAUUGACAGCGCUAAGACUUUCCUUCCAGCUCUAAUCGGUUGCUUUGACUGCAGUUGUAUGAUUGCCCUGUAACAACAUGGUGACAGUUUUAAUAAAUAUGGAAAAAACAUAUUUUUCUAAGCUACAUACUGCAGCUUUAAGGGAAACUCACAUAACCAGCAAAGUAAUGUUUACAGCCUGAAUAAUUUCUGCACAUAAUUUUAUUUAGUUGAAAAAUUGCAGUUUGUUUUUGCUAAAGUGAAUGUCAAGUUUGAACAGAUCCCAAGAGAUUGUCCAGAAACACCACCCAGCAAAAAUAAUCAUAAACUUUGACAAAAGUUGCCACAAAUAAUUUGGAACGAGCCUCUAGAUCUGGAAAAUGGAGCAGAUCAUUUUCGUUUGUGAAUGUUUUUAAAGUUUCAGCUGUCAGAUUUCGUAGCAGUCAAUUAAAAAUAGCUGAAACUCCUCCGACUGCAGCAUUGUCACAACGCUCAACAUCUCAGCCUUUCCUGUAACUACAAGUUGGUAGCAACAUGCUAGCAUCCUCAGGUUCCUCACUGUCCCAUCAGAUGUCAUGUUUAAUCUCUUACCUACAUGUGGUGGUUUAGGAGGUGUGAUAUUUUGCUGUGUAGUGAUUUUGUUCUAACUUUGAAUCAAGCAUGAAACACAAACAGGUUAGCUGCCAUCUUGUUCAAACCCAAAUAAGUGAGAUUUGUAUAAUUAAUUAGCAUUAACCUGUUCAUUUAUUUAUUCAAAAGGGUCCAAGAAAUCAUUUUGAUGAUUUUUCUAUUCUUUUUUUAUUAUUAUUAUUUUACAGCAUUAUAUUUUAUUUAAUUUAUCACCAAAAAGGCAAUUCAGAAUGACUAAGCGUUAGAACCGGCUGGGACCUGGAGCACACUUCACAUCAUUUUACUGUAUAUUACUGUUGUACACCGUCUUCACUUACACUGUUUUGUAGUUUACAGAUAUUUUUAGUGAAAACAAAAAAACUACAAAAAAAAAAUAUUAAGCAUUUGUACACUUUGAGAGUGUUUAAAAUAAGCAUCAAGAAUUGAUUAUUGGUAAAACAAAUAUUUCAAUACAUGAACAUAACAUUUGUUGGUUGUUAAAGUCACAGAGGCAGCUAUUACUGGCUAAUAACUAACCUAUAUUUACAGAAUCCACUUUUCCACAAUAUUCACUCUUGUUUUUUGCUCUAUUAUUACUCUUUGUUGCUGCAUGUAUUGAUAAAAAUGAUGGUGGAAGGAAAUCAUAUGUGCUUUUAUUAUUCUGCUUUUCGCUUUUCCUCUGUAACUUGUAUUUAUUUUGAUAUCAUUAGCAUAAAUGCUACAUGUGUGCAAUCAGUGCAGUUCUUGGACCUCUGAUCAGUGAUUUGGUGUCAGGACUGAGCUGGAGCGAAUGCUUGUUCCCCUUGUUUUGAAAUUAAAACAAAAAACCCCCAAAAAACUUUAAUAAGAUAUUUCUUUAAAUGGUUUCCAGUUUUUAAAUGCUGUGUUCCUCAGGAAUAUAUUUGAAAAGAUUUGAAUUUAAACGCAUCAUUUGGUCCACUUUCUUGGACAAUUCAUUGUUUAAAUAACUUGAAAACAGAGGAAUGCUUCUGUAAUUAAACAUGAAUUUAUUGUGUAAUGAAC